Molecule: messenger RNA, 4271 nt
Organism: Magnolia sinica
Lineage: Eukaryota; Viridiplantae; Streptophyta; Magnoliopsida; Magnoliales; Magnoliaceae
Product: enhancer of mRNA-decapping protein 4-like
Exons: 12
Coding region: 321-4007 (1228 amino acids)
Biological process (GO): deadenylation-independent decapping of nuclear-transcribed mRNA
Cellular component (GO): P-body
Molecular function (GO): protein binding
Source: RefSeq, a predicted model, not a curated record
GAAUAAACAAAAGCAAAAAUUGAAAAAGACAGAAAAGUAAAAGCAACCAAAGAAGAAGAUGAAAAAGUAAUUGAUUUUCUGUACUUUAUAAUAAAACCCAGAUCAACCUAAGGCUGUGAGGCUUCAUCUCUGUUUCCUUUAGUCUCCCCACAAAGGAAUUGGGAAACAAUCCAAGAAAUACAAAGGAAGAUGCUAAUUGUUUUAUUAUUAUUAUUUUUUCAGUAGUUGUAGCUCAGAAGAAUGGAAGGAGUGAAGAAAGAGGGAAUGCAAGGAGAGGUCAGUUGAAGAAGAAGCUAACCAUUUUCUUCAAGUAAUCAAGAAUGCGAGCGUUCUAUAAGAGGAUGAUGAAUUGGAGUUCUUCCAAUCCGGAAUCUAAAAGAGGAGAGGUUUUCGUGGAUUCUGUAGGAAGUGAAAUGAGUGUAGAAACAGCUGAGGCUGCAAUGCUCCCAUCGGCGUCGGUGCAGGCGCCAGGCAGCAAGCUGCCUAAGGGGCGGCACUUGGUCGGUGACCGGGUCGUAUAUGAUAUCGAUGUGCGAUUGCCCGGGGAACUGCAGCCACAGCUUGAGGCCAUGCCGUUCGCGAUGUGUGAGUCGGAUUCUGGAUUAGUUCUUGGACGGAAGAUUGCGGUGAACCGGACUUAUAUUUGUUACGGACUGAAGCCGGGUUCAAUUCGGGUGCUGAAUAUAAACAAUGCACUGAGAUGUUUGCUUAAUGGUCAUACCCAGAGGGUCACUGACAUGGCUUUCUUCGCCGAGGAUGUUCACCUUUUGGCCAGUUCAAGCAUAAAUGGAAGGAUCUUUGUGUGGAAGAUUAAUGAAGGUCCUGAUGAGAAUGAUAAGCCACAGAUAACUGGAAAAGUCGUUAUCGCCAUUCAUAUGGUGGCAGAUGGGGAAUCAUUUCAUCCACGCAUAUGUUGGCACCCUAUCAAUCAAGAAAUUUUGGUUGUUGCGGUUGGAAAUCGUGUUCUGAAAAUGGAUACAACAAAAGUCAGGAAAGGUGAAGCAUUUUUGGCAGAGCAACCUAUCAAGUGCCCUGUUGAGAAGCUGAUCGAUGGUGUCCAACUUGUUGGUAAUCAUGAGGGGGAAGUGACUGACUUAUCAAUGUGUCAGUGGAUGACUACUCGCCUAGUGUCUGCAUCAACAGAUGGCACGGUAAAGAUUUGGGAGGACUGGAUGGCUGUGCCCCUUGUGACACUGAGACCACACGAUGGCCAACCUGUUACCUCAGUUAAUUUCCUGACAGCACCUCAUUGCCCUGAUCACAUUGUUCUUGAAACAGCGGGUCAUCUGAACCGACAAGUGAAGGUGUGGGCCUCAGCAGGCAGUGAAGGGUGGUUUUUUCCUAGUGCUUCUGUGCCAUGGCAGUGCAUUCAGACCUUGGACUUGAAGAGUUCUGCCGAAACUCGAGCUGAAGAGGCUUUUUUCAACCAAGUAGUGGUGUUGCCACACCAGGGCCUUGUUUUACUUGCAAAUGCCAAGAAAAAUGCUAUAUAUGCGGUGCAUGUAGAAUAUGGGCCAUAUCCGACCGCGACACGCAUGGAUUAUAUUGUGGAGUUUACUGUCACAAUGCCUAUUUUGAGUCUAACAGGAAGAAGUGACUAUUCACCAGAUGGGGAACAUGUUGUUGAGGUUUACUGUGUUCAGACACAGGCUAUGCAACAGUAUACCUUGAAUUUAUCUCAGUGCCUGCCACCACCACUGAAGAAUGCUGAAAUUCAGAAGGUUUCUGGUAGUGAUUUUGCGGCAUUUGACCCAUUUUGCGGAAAUGUCCCAACUGAGAUGCCUGUUGAAAGUGUUUCAGCUGCAGCUGAGUAUCCUGUAUUUUCAGGGACCCUAGAGCUUCCCAGACUUGAAUUGGCUACUACAAGUGUUGAACCUAACCCAAGUGCUUUGCCACCUCUGAGUCCGAGGUUGUCAGGAAGACAAUCUUUUAGGAACCCAUCAAAUAACUUUGAGCAAGGUCCCGCACCUUGCGAUCGUUGUGUUGAUCCACCAGUUCUUGAUUGUUCAGUUGAUAGGAGAGUGGAUGUUGGUUGUAUGAAGUUGACUGAUGUUCCUCCCUUUGAUGACAGCUCUGUGAUGGAUAAAACUGAAGUUGGGCGAAAUGACAUUUCUAUGGUACCAAAUCCUCCAAUCACUUUCAAAGUGGGAGAAAUACUAUUGAAGGCAGUUUCUCCUUCUGAGAGUAGUCUUGUUGUCCAGGGCACGAAAGUGGGAAAAAAAAAGGUUCAAGAUGUUGCUGAAAUCAAUGAUAUUGAGAGUGUAGAGGUGGAGGUUAAAGAGGUGGAUCAGCUGCAGGAGUUAGAUUCUCAGAGAGAAAAGCAUAUUCUUCAUGUGGAGAAAAAAGAAAAAUCAUUCUAUACCCAAGCACUGGAUCUUGGCAUUGAGAUGGCCAGAGAUGGCUGUUCAUUGUCUACAGAAAUUUCGGGCAUGGAGGAAACUUGUCAGAUUCAGGAUGUUGGCGUUGCUGAGUUGCUUGAGUGGCCUUGGAAUGCUGGUCAACAAGGCAUUCGGGACUUGAGUAAGGAUGUACCUGAAAUUGAAUCAAGUGCAGCAACGGUAGUUGCUCAGCCGCCUUCAUCAGCAGGAAAAAGGAGGAAAAAGAAAGUAAAACCCUCCCAAGUGGUCAAUCCAUCUUCACCUUCCACUAGCCCUACCAAGUCUGCAGAUUCUUCAAAUGAACCAGGUAGCAGCAAUGGCAGUCCUUCCUUAGAGACCAUUUUGACUCAAAUUCUGGCACUUCAGGAGAGUAUGAAAGAGCUUAUGACCACUCAAAAGGAGAUACAGAAGCAAAUGAUGGCUUUGGUGGCUGUUCCUGUUGAAAAAGAAGGUAGCAGAGUAGAGGCGGCCCUCAGCCAGAGCAUGGAGAAAGCUUUCAAGUCGAACUGUGAUGCUCUGUGGGACCGCAUCCAAGAGGAGAACAAGAAACAGAAGUUAGAGCGGGAUCGCUUACUGCAGACAACGAGUUCAAUCUCGGGCUCUAUGAACACGAAAUGGCCAGCUAUGUUCAAGGAGACAGUGAAGAAAGAAAUUGCUGCAAUAGGACCAGCGGGAGCUCACGCAAUUACCCCAAUUUUGGAGAAGACCGUUUCUUCAGCUCUUGCUGAUUCAUUUCAGAGAGGGGUUGGAAACAAGGCAGUGAAUCAGUGGGAGAACUCAGUCAACUCGAAACUUGAAGCGACAGUGGCUAGACAAAUUCAAGCACAAUUCCAAACAUCUGCAAAGCAAGCUUUUCAGGAUGCACUAAGGGCUAGCUUGGCAUCUUCAGUUAUUCCUGCAUUUGAGCAGGCAUGCAAAGCAAUGUUUGAGCAAGUUGAUGCUGCAUUUCAGAAGAGGAUGGUUCAACAGACUAGCGCUGCACAACAGCAGUUUGAAUCCAUACAUUCUCCAUUAGCACUUGCUUUGAGGGAUGCAAUGAGCUCUGCAUCAUCAAUCACACAAACCUUAAGUGGUGAACUAGCUGAUGGCCAGCGUAAUCUCUUAGCUUUCAUGGCAGCUGGAGCAAAUCAGAAAGCGAUGAAUCCCUUGGCUACAAAACAAAGCGAUGGAUCUUUGGGUGGGCUACAUGACGUGGUUGAGGCACCUUUGGAUCCAAAGAAAGAGCUGGCAAGAUUAAUAUCUGAACAUAAGUAUGGGGAAGCAUUCACUUCAGCCCUUCAAAGAAGCGAUGUCACCAUUGUGUCCUGGUUAUGUUCUCAGGUUGAUUUGCGAGGGAUUCUAUCGGUUCCUCCUCUUCCUCUGAGUCAAGGAGUCCUGCUAUCCCUUUUCCACCAGCUAGCAUGCAAUAUUGGAAAUGAGACCUCCCUGAAGCUAGAUUGGAUGAGAGACGUUCUUGUUGUGAUAGAUCCAGUGGACCCAACGAUUGCGGUGCAUGGCCAGCCUAUAUUUGAACAGGUUUAUCAGAUACUGUACCACCAGCGGUUGCUCCUGACCACCACAGCAGCUGAAAAAAGCAGCAUCUCCCUCGUCAUGCAUCUAAUCAAUUCAGUAUUGAUGAGCUACAAAUGACAUCUUUCUCAUUUGUGCACAAGCUGUUAAGGACUUCUGGUCGCUGUAGGAAGGUUGUAUAGAAAACUAGGAAGAGGAUGCGUGUGUAAAGAAUAGGAGUGUUUGAGAAAAGCUGAGGGGUCAUUUGGCACCUUGUAAUUGUAAUGUAUUGGAAUCCAAUUUACAAUUAAAAUGGAAUCCAUGUGAAUUGGAAUCCUUAGUUGUGUUUGACAGAUUGUAAUUGGAAUGCACUGGAAUCCAAAAAUUGUGUUUGGAUGCCUGUAA